Cavia porcellus (domestic guinea pig) is the source of this 3713-nucleotide messenger RNA. RefSeq names its product G protein-coupled receptor class C group 5 member C (gene Gprc5c). Gene Ontology annotation, biological process: G protein-coupled receptor signaling pathway. Gene Ontology annotation, molecular function: protein kinase activator activity; G protein-coupled receptor activity. The transcript is spliced from 5 exons. Bases 84 to 1517 code for a protein of 477 amino acids. Gene Ontology annotation, cellular component: signaling receptor complex; plasma membrane; extracellular exosome. The record is from RefSeq and is a predicted model, not a curated record. NCBI's taxonomy places the organism in Eukaryota, Metazoa, Chordata, Mammalia, Rodentia, Caviidae.
CCCAGAAGCCAGCUGGCUGGCCCUGCCCUGCCCUACUGGAGGCACCAUCUCUGGUGAGCGUGGGCAAGUCUGCCCCUUAUGCCAUGGCCCCCUGCUUGUUCCCUUAUCACCAGAGAUCUGGACUGGGUUCAAGAGUUGGGUGGCCUCAAAGCCCAGGGGCCCAUCUGGAACCUGGCCUAGGAGCCAGGAUGGCCACCCACAAGGCCUUGCUGACGUGCCUGGGACUCCCUCUCUUCUUGCUCUCGGGGGCCCAGGCCCAGAAACCUGCCCCACCAGGCUGUAGCUCAGACCUCAACUCCCUCUAUUACAACCUGUGUGACCGCUCCGGGGCCUGGGGCAUUGUCUUGGAGGCCGUGGCUGGGGCAGGUAUCGUCACUACCUUUGUGCUCACCAUCAUCUUAGUGGCCAGUCUCCCCUUUGUCCAGGACACAAAGAAGAGAAGCCUGCUGGGGACCCAAGUGUUCUUCCUGCUGGGCACCCUGGGCCUCUUCUGCCUUGUGUUUGCCUGUGUGGUGAAGCCCGACUUUUCCACCUGCGCCUCUCGGCAGUUCCUCUUCGGGGUCCUGUUUGCCAUCUGCUUCUCCUGCCUGGCGGCCCAUGUCUUUGCCCUUAACUUCCUGGCCCGGAAGAACCAUGGGCCCCGGGGCUGGAUCAUCUUCACUGUGGCUUUGCUGCUGAGCCUCGUGGAGGUCAUCAUCAACACCGAGUGGCUGAUCCUCACCCUCGUGCGGGGAGCUGGCAAGGUUGGCUCUCCGGGCAACGGCAGUGCUGACUGGGCCGCAGCCUCCCGCUGUACCAUCGCCAAUGUGGACUUUGUCAUGGCGCUCAUCUACGUGAUGCUGCUGCUUCUGGGGACCUUCAUGGGAGCCUGGCCUCCCCUGUGUGGCCGCUUUAAGCGGUGGCGUAAGCACGGUGUCUUUGUGCUGCUUGCCACAGCCACCUCCAUUGCUAUCUGGGUAGUGUGGAUUGUCAUGUACACCUACGGUAACCAGCAACACAACAGCCCCGCCUGGGAUGACCCCACGCUGGCCAUUGCCCUGGCGGCCAAUGCCUGGGCUUUUGUUCUCUUCUACGUCAUCCCCGAGAUCUCCCAGGUGACCAAGGCCAGCCCAGAGCAGAGCUACCAGGGAGACAUGUACCCCACCCGGGGCGUGGGUUAUGAGACCAUCCUGAAAGAACAGACGGGCCAGAGCAUGUUCGUGGAGAACAAGGCCUUCUCCAUGGAUGAGCCAGCCUCAGCUAAGAGGCCUGUGUCACCUUACAGCGGCUACAAUGGGCAGCUGCUGACCAGCGUGUAUCAGCCCACCGAGAUGGCCCUGAUGCACAAAGGCCCGACCGAAGGCCCUUACGACGUCAUCCUCCCCCGGGCCACUGCUAACAGCCAGGUGAUGGGCAGUGCCAACUCGACCCUGCGGGCUGAAGACAUGUACAUCAUCCAGAGCCACCAGGCAGCCACGCCAAACAAAGACGGCAAGAACUCUCAGGCUCAGUCUCCACAAACUAAAACGAGAUGGUAGAUGUCCUCUUCCCUGGACCUCACAGCAUCCUGGUGUCCUCACUCCUCGGGGGCCAGGCUGGGCAGAGCCCAGUACUUUUCGUGUGUCCUUGUCAUUGGAGCUGGGAGGGACCGGAUGCCACCAACCUGCUGAAGUGGACAGAAUGGAGGCCUGUGAAGGCCUGAGACAUGUGACUGGGCCUCUUAGGGCCACCUCUUUUCUGCCUGGCCCUGCCACCACAGCUAAAAGGAGCUGCCUGCAGACUCCUCACUCCCUCUGAUACCCCUUGCAUAUCACAGCCCCCAUGUCCAUGUCUCUAGACAACCACUCUGCUGUGAGCAGCAGGCCUCAGCUCCCCAUCUUGACACUGGACCCUUGUGGCCUGGCCAUCUUGGUGCCCAGCAUCAGCUCAUCCUACUCUGCACUUGGUGGAUCACCUGCAUGAGGCUUUGAAGCCCAGCCAUGGUAGAAGUCAUGCCUUGCCCUUCUCUUCAGGGUCGUUUGCUACCACCCGGACCAUGGAAGGCCACUGAGCAGGCCGAACAGGUGCUGCUUCUCUUCCUGGCCUGUGGGUCCAGGUCUAAGCCUCUGACUCUGGCCAGGCCUCCCUUGGGUCCACUACUAAGCCAGCGUCAACCUGUCCUCCACCUCACCAGCUGGCCCCAACCAGGGAAGCUCUCAUCAUGCAGAGACACCCCAUGGAGCACCCCACAGAGGAGCUGGGGAGUUGGUAGUGCACAGUGACCUUAGGAGCUCAGCACCACUUCUGUGGCUCCGUCCUUCUUGCUGGUGUCUUUGCUCUUCUCAGCCAGCUGGGAAGAUGGUUCUUGACAGGUAGAAGUGUAGAUGCCCCUGAGUUAACCUGGAUCUCACAGGUUCUGGGGAGCAGUGGGGGCCUGGCGUGGCUUCCUGGCCACCUGGCUAGGGCCUAGAGGCAUCUUUAGGAGACACAGGGUAGGGAUCAGGGCUGCUUUCUCAGGAACCAGGCCCCUACUGUGACUGAAACUCACAGGAUGUUUGGAAGCCCCCUAAAAAGUGGGGUCCAUCCCUGAAGACUGCUGGUUCUGAUUGGCAGAUGUCUUAAGCUCCUACCUCACCUUGGGCAUCCGGACAUGCUGGUGCUACCUUCGUCACUGGAUGGUUCUGAUGGCAGCCAGGGGAGAGGGGCCAUUCUCAGGACCUGCAUGACGCUGGCACCAAGGACAGAGAUGGGCACAGCUCUAGACUCUUGGGACUCAGGUCUGCACAGUAUCUCUUCCCUUUGUCCUGUCCUUGGGUACCAAACAGAGCUGGCUCCUCCACGGGGGGCUGGGUGUGCCCUGGAGCUAAGCCCCAGCCCAGUAUUGUCUCUGAGUGCAGAGUGGGAGGUGAGGACAAGCAGCUUUGCAGGCAGGGCCCUUCAGUCAGCCCACGUCUGCAGUGCCACCCUCCUAUCUCUGACAGCCUGUGUCUCUCUCACUGGAAUAGUUUUGCAGAUCUAAACUGAGUGAACAGUUCCCAUGAACAGGACUGCACCCUACCUGCCUUCCUCCAUUGUAUGUGGUUGCUCCGUUCCACAAACAGUUCAAGGAUUUGUCUGUAUUUACGUAAAGGAACAAGACAUGCCACACCAGUCUCUAGAUGAGUGACACCAAGGUCCCUUACAGUGAGCAGAGGUGUGACCUUGCUGUUCCAGAGUCCCUGGCUGCAGGUGGCCUGGGAUGAAGCCUGCUAUGGAUGUGGGUGUGUUUAUAGCUUGAGUCCUCUGGAAUCUGUGGGUAUAUUCAGAGGGAUGAGCUCCUAGAAUACACAUCUGCCCAGAUUCCAGAGUGUCCACUGGUCUUGCAUCUCCUAGUUCUGGGCUGAGGGAAAAACAUAAAUGAAUUUUAUUUUAGUUUAGUUUACUUUUGUUUUGAGAUGGGGUUUUACUCUGUAGUUCAGGCAGGCCUUGAACUCAAAACAAUCCUCCUGCCUCAGCCUCCUGAGUGUUGAGACUAUAGGCGUGCAGCAUCGCACCUGGCAAUAGGUGUGUUUUAGGAAAAGAGAUUCUUUGUAUUGCACACAAACCUGGAAUGGGAAGAAGUGAGAGCAGGCCAUUUCCUGAAGGUUCUCACCUCAGGACCAGCGCAAGGUAAAUGUGGCCCCACCACAUCAGACCUGGUAGCUAGGAGCGGAGGGAUUUCAGCUUCACAAUUGCACAGAAUUAAACGACUGUCCUCCAUUUGUGAGGAGCCACUG